UUAGCAGUUAUAUGAUGAUCAUUUUCUUUGGAGCGGGUCAAUAGAAACGGAAUGCUACCAAAGAUGACACUUCACACGUUCACGUUCCUUCUUUGCUUACUGGUGUUCGUGCAAUGGUCGUGUUUAGUGGAAGGGUCUCACUUCAGACAUGCCUUCAUGAGCUUUGCUCCGACUGAUGCUGAUAACAACACGAUUCGGUUUACCUUCCGUCUGGCUUUUCGAAGGUCAUUUUUUUCGUACCGCUGCGAUGAGAACACAACUAGCAUAGGAGGAAUUAUUAGACCUGGAGGUUCUUGGGGAGCUAAGUGCAGCGAUCCUUUCAGUGCAGUGUGUUGGCAGACUACUUAUAUCGCAGACACUGGCUUCCGCUGUACCGACUUUAGUCGCGAUGAAGACUGGUCCAUGGGGGAAAAUAAUUUUACCUACACUUUUCCGUCUAGCAACCUAGAGUGGACUGUGAGUUACCGAACUUGCUGCUGGAUUUCCAAUCUUGUGCGAUAUGCUAGCUCGAGCUGGUUGAUAUCUACCAAUAUAAGUCUCUCUAAGCGAUCAGAUAACGGAAAAAUCAACUCAUCGCCGGUCUCCAAGAGCCCAGCUAUUGUACGGUUUCAAAAGGGCUGUCAAAAGUCUCUUAAAAUCCCAGUUGAAGAUCCAGAUGGUGAUUCUGUGAAAUGUCGUUGGGCAACCCGCGCCGAGUCCUUCAUAUCAAGAGAUAGUUUUCCUUACGGUGAACUUGAUGAGAAAAACUGCGUUUUAACUUACAGAGGUGGAAGUGGAGCAUCGGGCACCUACGCAGUAACCUUAACUUUGGAAGACUUUCCAGCUGGAACCACCAACUUUAACAACAUCAGACCAUUCAGUGCCGUGCCACUGCAGUUUCUUGCCAUAAUAAGCGUUGGGUCUGGUUCUUGCCAAGACAUACCAGUUUUUACUGCCUCUACACCUCAAAAUGGUGAAUGCUCAGAGAUUCAGAUUGGGUCGGUAUAUAGAGCAGUGGUUGAGGUGCGGCUUUCAAACAUUGCUAAACAUAUUGUUGAGAUAACGACAAGCUCUCCAAUUGGGAUGCAACUGACUCCACUACGCUUUCAUGGAGGCAUCUUCUACAGGAAUGUCACUUGGUAUCCGAAUCAGAACCAAGUUGGGCAGCAGUUGUUCUGUUUUCAAGCCUUGGAUUCAGACGGAUUACAAAGUGAAUGGCGUUGUGUCACAAUCCUUGUGGGGCUGAGUAAUACGCCUCAUGUUAUUUUGGGUACACAAAGGCCAAGAAGCCCUAUAAGUGAGAUUGGAACAGGACUGAUAUGGUGGAGUAUUCAUUUUGACAGAGUGAUAAAGAAGCCUCGUAGCUCAGCAUUCAUACGACUGGUUCUGCAAUCAAAUGGUUUUACCGUCUUCAAAGUGAAUGCCCUCUCCGGUUACGUCAUUAUCGACAGUAAUCGCACAGCACUGCAUUUUGCCACGCCCAAGGCUGCACUGAGUAUGAAUGGUUCAUAUGCCAUCUUGAUAGAUCACGGUGCAGUAGUUGGACAAGGCUGCUCAUAUGAUGGUCCACCAACGCCUGGUAUAACCUCACCCAAAGACUGGGCUUUCCCUGUAGAUGGUGCCUGCCCUGUUGGUUAUGCUUUGGCUCCUCCAAGUUUUCAAAAGUGUGAGGAUAUAGAUGAGUGUAGGGGACAUCAUCGGUCAAAACGAUCUCAUUGGUGGUGGCCAUAUACCCAGACUUCAGCCAUCUCUUCAAGGAUAACACCUACUUCAACUGGCCCAUCUGCAUCCGUUAGCGCAGCUCCUUCACAAUCUUCAGAAUGCUACAACCAUUCUUACCUACAAGAUGCAGAAAGAGGGAUGGGUCAUUAUAACGGCUAUUACGGAAAUGUAGAUUGUGAUUAUCACACUUUACAAUCUGGAUGGUACAGAUUUCUUGGUGCAGCGGGAACAGAGAUGCCAACGUCCUGUGUAGGAAGAUAUCGAUGCGGCACUAGCGUAACGGGUUGGUUAAAUGGCCAGCACCCGUCGGUGGCUGAUGGAAUUGUCUAUGUUCAAGUGUGUUUUCACUGGUCCUCAAGUUGCUGCUUAUGGUCUACUUACAUUCGCGUUCGUAACUGCAGCGGUUUCUACGUGUACGAGCUUGUACCCUUAUCAAUUUGUGACUCUCGUUUUUGUGGAAAUGGAGGAGGUUAUCACUCGUUGACGUCUACCACUAUAGCACCCUCGCCAGCAUCCACACAGCCGACGGCGACAGCAUCUAUGUAUGUUUUUGGGAAUGUUCGGCUGGCUAGCCUCAACAAUUCGCUGUCAUCUGGUCGUGUUGAAGUGCUGUACAAUGGAAUAUGGGGAACCAUUUGUGACGAUCUUUGGGACUUACAGGAUGCUAACGUAGUUUGUCGUGAGCUUGGAUACGAUGGAGCUUUAUCAGCACCUCGUAAUGCAGCAUUUGGGCGAGGAACUGGUCCAAUAUGGCUGGAUGACGUGCGAUGUGUGGGAAAUGAGACAUCAAUAUCACAGUGCGACCACAGAGGAUGGGGAGAUCAUAACUGUGGGCAUAGUGAGGACGCUGGUGUGGUUUGCCGACCUAAAGCUCUUCACUCAACUAGUAUCGCACCUACUCCCUGUAAGUAUCUUUCCUUUAAUAUGAAUUUUUAA
Messenger RNA from Stylophora pistillata, 2637 nucleotides. RefSeq lists its product as uncharacterized. Lineage: Eukaryota; Metazoa; Cnidaria; Anthozoa; Scleractinia; Pocilloporidae. The record is from RefSeq and is a predicted model, not a curated record. Gene Ontology annotation, cellular component: membrane. Gene Ontology annotation, molecular function: calcium ion binding.